Molecule: messenger RNA, 1134 nt
Organism: Ostrinia nubilalis (European corn borer)
Lineage: Eukaryota; Metazoa; Arthropoda; Insecta; Lepidoptera; Crambidae
Gene: slou
Product: homeobox protein slou
Exons: 3
Coding region: 148-1017 (289 amino acids)
Biological process (GO): regulation of transcription by RNA polymerase II; cell differentiation
Cellular component (GO): nucleus
Molecular function (GO): RNA polymerase II cis-regulatory region sequence-specific DNA binding; DNA-binding transcription factor activity, RNA polymerase II-specific
Source: RefSeq, a predicted model, not a curated record
UUGAGCCGCGCCGGACGUGGGAUUACAGUGCGAAUUGAGGGUUAAGAAUUCGUACGUACUUUGAUGAGGACGAAUGUGUGGAAGUGUUAAUCGAACGGUUGUCGGUCGUAUGUUUUGGCGACGAGUAUUCAGGAUAUAGGCGGUGCUAUGACGAUGCUCGCGAUGGCGCGAGGAUCGGAGGACAGGCGCGAGGAGCCUGACGGGGAGACUGAGGCGGAAUGCGAGGCGAACGGGGAGGUGGACGUCGUGGGGGUGGAGGAGGCGGCUCCGGUGGACCUGACGCGGCGGCUGGGGCUGACCAGGCCUCCUGAGAGGCAGGCCAUCGCGUUCUCCGUGGAGAACAUCCUGGACCCCAACAAGUUCACGGGACGGUCGGAGGUGCCGCUGCGAUACGAUGAACAGUACUGGAGGCCGCACUACGACCGGGAUGACAGUGACUCCGUCAAAGACCACCUCCAACACUCGGACCUGGAAGCCGACGAUGUGGAGACCGACGACCAAACCUCCAAUAUGGAUGACGACAUCCUUACCCAAUCCGAUCUGGACGAGAAUGGGGACCCAAAGAGUCCCACCAGCUCCAGCUCCAAGAAAGGAAAGUCUGGGUCUUCCAGCAGAGAUUCUAAAGGGGGCACUAAGCCAAGAAGGGCGAGGACGGCCUUCACGUACGAACAGCUGGUGUCUUUAGAGAAUAAGUUCAAGACCACGAGGUAUUUGUCGGUGUGCGAGAGGCUGAAUCUGGCGUUGAGCUUGAGUUUGACAGAGACACAGGUCAAAAUUUGGUUCCAAAACCGCAGAACGAAGUGGAAAAAGCAGAACCCUGGGAUGGACGUCAACAGCCCAACCGUGCCACCCCCCUCAGCUGGGGGAUUCCCCUCCGGCCCCUACCCUGGAGGGCUGCUAUACUCCCACGGGGUUCCCUACCCCUUCACAGGCCCGGGACCCUACGCGCCAUACUUCCACCACCUUGCAGCGAACCACCACCAUUCUCAUGGGAGUCUGGGACAUUCCCACACGUGAUUGUGGCAGCGCCCAGGGUCCCAGGAUCCUAGGGUUGAUAAGGAAAAUGACAGCCCGUGCGGUCUGUCAAAUUGAAGUGACAGUGACAGUUAGUGUUGAGGUGUUGGCAGAACACAA